CAGAAAACUGCCAGGAAACUGCUUCAAGAUUGCAACGACCACAACAACCACCCCUGCUCCCCCUCCCCCACCCACAGAGCCUGACUACACGGCCCUGUAUGUAAUCCUGGCUGCGCUUGUCGUCUUUGUUUUCUUCUUCUGGUGCUUUUGGAGGCCCGGCUAUCUGAUAUGGCGGAUAGGACGAUUGCGCAAUCACCCUUGUGUGAGGGCAUGUGGUACCUGCGUCCCGUGUUCUGUUAUGUGCUUGAAAUGCUGCAGUUGUAGUGCUUGUUGUGCAGGUGGAUAUCACCAAAGUCCAACAGGAGCAGCGGCUUGGAGAGAACUUCAGGAUCAGGAGUCGGAGCACCCGACCAGUACGAUGGCUAAAGAAGACAGCAGUACGCUAAUGGGAACACCGAGCGGGACUUCUCACGGUUAUUCAGGGAAAAUUACAAAGCAGAUUUUACCAUGUUUUCCGAGAAAGCACGAGCCGGAAAAACAAGGUGGAAAAGUUCGUCUGAGGCAGGCCACUGUGUGUCCCUUACAGUCUACACCAGAAGACCAAAUAUUUAGUCGAGGUAACAGCGGACAGAACGAACAGAACAAAGGGGAUAACUCGAGAAGCAAAAAUCAAGACAUCACUGAUAAGCAGAAACCUGUCGUGUCAGCGAGUGACAUCAACUUUGCCAAUGACUGGACGAAGUUGCUCACAAACGAUGGUUGUCACUUGAGAGAGCAUCGCUGACCAUAAAGUUACACAUAUAAUGAAUAUGAAUUUAUUUAUAUCUCGAAAAGUUUUUAAUUUUCACAAAACUCUUGAAUUUUAUAUUUUUUUAAUGUUUUUUUUUUAUCACCAAUUGCAUUAAAAAAUAUCAAGUAAACGAAAUAUUGAUAUGUAGUACAUAAUUUACAGCGAAAUAGUUAAGGGUCAUUGAUGAAUUAGUGACACUUGUAAUUUUGUACUCGGUAGAGUACUUAUCAAGUGACACUUCGAACUAGAACUUCCGUGAAAAGUAAUUGAUUUUCAAGCAGGCGAUUUUGAAAUUACACUAGAAGUUCAAAGAUGAUUUGCCAUGGCUUUUAAAUUCAUGGAAAUUAAGUCGGAACUUGUUAAAAUGCAUCAAAUCCAACUUUAAAAUCUAGGAUGUUUACAAUGUAUCCUUGUACACAUUGACGCCGUUCUAAUGGUCCUCUUAUA
Messenger RNA from Saccostrea cuccullata (small rock oyster), 1177 nucleotides. RefSeq lists its product as uncharacterized. The record is from RefSeq and is a predicted model, not a curated record. NCBI's taxonomy places the organism in Eukaryota, Metazoa, Mollusca, Bivalvia, Ostreida, Ostreidae. The coding region runs from base 239 to 724 and encodes 161 amino acids. The transcript is spliced from 5 exons.